AUCUGUGACACAAACCUCUAUUUAUAAUAAAAUAUUUACUGGCAAUUUGUAAUUAUGAAGCUCAAUUUCUCAGUUAAGUAACUACAAUAACAUUGUGAGGUUAGAAAUACUAUCCUGGCCUAUUAGUGCUACUGGAACACUGAGUUGCAAUCAAUGCACAGAAAUUCUUGUGCAACACUCUGUUAACUUACUUAACUAGGAAAUUGCUACACUUGCAAUAGUGUUGUUUCAAAUACCAUUUUUGUAAGAGACUGUUCAGAGGUUAAUGAGGUAAUUAUAAUACUCUUAAUCAAUACCUUCUCUUAUGAGGGUAAUAAAUAACACUUGUGCUGCCACUGAAUCUUAUGCCUGCAGUCGUUCAAUAGCUCCAGAGUUUUUAUUUAUAAUGCAGUCAAAUAGUUUUGCAUUUAUAGUUGCAGGGUGCAACUGAGAAACCACGUUAACCACGUAAAAAAAACAAAAAACCUGCUUGAGGCUGUCUUACGUUACUAUCUCCAAUGUCAUCACUGAAUUACUUGUGGCUGACCUAAGGCACUUUGUUUGAGAGCUAUUUCAUGGUCUAAUAAUUGCUCAUGGAGAAUAUAAAAGUACAAAUGUGUCCGCUCACAUCUAAAGGCCAAGGAAAGUGUGUUGGUGAGCAAGGCUGUUGAUGUCAAAAUACUAAAUGUUUUGGGCGCAAACCCUGCACGCUCUUUAGCAGAACAUGUAAACAUUUACACUGGGGGUAUGAGUCAACCCACUUUCCCAUUUUUUCCCUCUUUUCUCCUCCUCUUUCCAUCUUCUCUUCAAAUCCUCAUUACACAGGCUCUGUGUGUUGCUCUAUUCUUGUGUCUGCUGUCUGUUACUCUAACUGAUCAGCCUUCCUGUUGCUGCAGAGGAACUGUGUGCAGCGAGAUAAGGAUAGUGAGAGCACAUGCUUGCAUUGGGGAGGUGGGGGGAGGAGAGGAAAAGUAACAGAUACAACGUGAAGGGCGAAAGGUUGGCUAAUUAGGAAAUUAGCAGAGAUCACUGCAGGUCUCGGAGUUGUUUUUGCAGCCCUGGAGUGUCGAGCGUUGUGAAUGUGAGACGGCAGCCACAGCAACCUGGACGCCAGAUGGGGACAGAGGUCCAGUGUGGGCUGGCCAGGCACAGCAGCAGUGGGGCUUUAACAAAGCUGAGGUGGUGAAAUAUCAGAAGAGAUCUCCUCUGGGAAGCUGUCGUCGCUGAGGAACAAACAAACCUCAAACAAACCUGCACAGGCAAGGAUUGAGGAGACCCGCAUAUUUCCAGAGGACAAACUGAGCAUGUGAAAAGAGGUGAACUGGAGUUCCAGGGUGAAGCAUUCAGGGCCUGAGGAUCACAGCGCGGGAUACGCAUGUUGAUGCACUUUGACUCCUCCGGCAUGGGACACGUGGGAGAGCAGGACUAAAGGGAGGAUCAGGCCUUGAUAUUAGAUCUUGUUCUGGAUUGAGGACAGUUUGCGCCACAUACGGCAGAUUCUGUCUGCCACAGACGUGAGUCGACGUGGUAAAAAGUCGAUGAGGGGGACUGCGUGGGAGGGAGACAGCCAAAUAGAGUGAGACAGCCAGUUUUAAGUGGAGGCUGGGGGAGUUUUCUUUAACUGGUUGGCUCCACCAGGCCCAGAGCUGACAGCGAUGAGUCAGAGGAAGCUGACACGACAGCUGAGGUUGUGGGAGAGCCCUGAGGGUCCACCUCCUGCGCCCUCUCUCACCUCACCUGUGUCACCGGUCGAUCAGUCUCGCGGACAUGGAGGCUCUGCUCUGUUUCGCCGCAUGAAACUGAACCGCAGCAUUCAGGAGCGCAGACGCUCAUCUCACUGUAUUUGCAGCUUCGAUUCAGAAAAUGGUCCCUCGCCAGGCCGCAGUCCCAUGGAUUCGCAGGCGAGUCCUGGGUUGGUGCUCCACCCUUCAUUCCCCCAGAGCCAGCGCAGGGAGUCCUUCCUGUACCGCUCGGACUCAGACUAUGACACGUCCCCCAAAACCAUGUCACGUAACUCCUCCAUCAACAGUGAAGGGCACGCAGAAGACAUGAUUGUCACCCCUUUCGCUCAGGUGUUGGCCAGCCUACGAACCGUAAGAAGCAACUUCACCAUCCUCGCCAAUGUCACAACACCCACUAACAAGAGGUCACCAGUGACAAGCCAACCCACUGUUCCCCAAGCUACACUCUCAGAGGAGACAUACCAGCAGAUGGCUCGGGAGACUCUGGAGGAACUGGACUGGUGUCUGGACCAGCUGGAGACCAUUCAGACCCACCGCUCAGUCAGCGAGAUGGCCUCCAACAAGUUCAAGAGGAUGUUGAACAGGGAGCUGUCCCAUUUGUCAGAGAUGAGUCGCUCAGGGAACCAGGUGUCAGAAUACAUCUCCACUACCUUUCUAGAUAAGCAGAACGAGGUGGAGAUUCCAUCCCCGACUUUGAGGGAGAGGGAGAAACCCAUGUGUCACAUCAGUGGUGUGAAAAAGCUCACGCACAGUUCCAGCCUUUCCAACUCCGCCAUGCCGCGCUUCGGCGUGAAGACUGAACAUGAAGAUGCGUUAGCCAGGGAGCUGAACGACUUGAACAAGUGGGGCCUUAAUAUCUUUCGUGUGGCAGAGUUCUCUAAUAACCGACCCCUCAGCUGCAUAAUGUUUGCCAUCUUCCAGGAAAGAGAUCUACUGAAGACUUUUCAGAUCCCUGUGGAUACAUUCGUUACCUAUGUAAUGACCCUGGAGGACCACUACCAUGCCAAUGUGGCCUACCACAACAGCCUCCACGCUGCAGAUGUCACUCAGUCUACUCACGUACUGCUAUCUACACCGGCUCUAGAUGCUGUGUUCACUGAUCUAGAGAUCCUAGCUGCUUUAUUUGCCGCUGCCAUCCAUGAUGUCGACCAUCCAGGAGUGUCCAACCAAUUCCUCAUAAACACCAACUCAGAGCUAGCCCUGAUGUAUAAUGAUGAGUCUGUGUUGGAGAACCAUCACCUAGCUGUAGGCUUCAAGCUGCUUCAUGAGGACAACUGUGACAUCUUCCAGAACCUUAGCAAGAGGCAGAGACAGAGCCUGAGGAAACUUGUUAUUGAUAUGGUUUUGGCAACGGAUAUGUCUAAACACAUGAGUUUGCUGGCAGACCUCAAGACAAUGGUGGAAACCAAGAAAGUGACAAGUUCUGGAGUACUGCUGCUCGACCACUACACUGAUCGGAUACAGGUUUUGAGGAACAUGGUGCACUGUGCUGACCUGAGCAAUCCUACGAAACCCCUGGCUGUGUAUCGACAAUGGACGGAGAGGAUCAUGGAGGAGUUCUUCAGGCAGGGAGAUAAGGAGAGAGAGCGAGGGAUGGAGAUCAGUCCCAUGUGUGAUAAACACACUGCGUCUGUGGAAAAGAGCCAGGUGGGCUUUAUUGACUACAUUGUCCACCCGCUGUGGGAGACAUGGGGGGACCUUGUGCACCCUGACGCCCAGGACAUCUUGGACACUCUAGAGGACAACAGGGACUGGUACCAGAGCACUAUCCCACAAAGCCCCUCACCACCUCCUGUGGGCCAGGAUAAGGAACUAAACGCCUGCAUGGACAAGUUUCAGUUUGAGCUCACCCUCGAAGACAGCUCUCAGGGAGAGCAGGGAGACGAGGGUGACAAGCCUACGCCGAACCAUGUGGCACAGGACUGCAGUCAGGGGGAGGAAGAGGAGGAGGAGGAAGAGGAGGAGGGUAAAAAAGAGGAUGAUGAAGACAUCAUGGCAGAGGAGGAAAAUGAGGACAUAAUAGAAGAGGAAGACGAGGUGGCAAUGGAGGAGGAGGAGGUGGAAGAGGAGCAGGAGGAGGAGCUGAAAGCUCAGUUGGAGGUGAGAUCCGAAAAAGGGAGACUUUCUGACACAAGUCCUGUAGAGGAAGAGGAAGAUUCUUCUUCACAAGCUGAAGAUACAUGAGUUCUGCUUCUGUAUCUCCCUCCUCACUUGCACACAUUAUUUUGUUCAUCCUUUCAAUGGCCAAACCAAGAACAAAUAAGACUGCAAUGACAAUACAGACCUUUAAAUAUAUUUUUCAAAAAGGGAAUAAAUUAAAAUCGCUUAAAGAGAAGGUAAUUACACAGCAACUGUAGAUUUGGAGUGGUGACAAGUCCUGCGACUGAUUUCACAAAGAACUUUAGACUAAGAGGAAUAUAGGAGAGCAUUAAAGAUGGGCAACUGACAGCGUAGCACUCUGGGACUGGAAUGCACACACAUAAACACACAUAAAGUGACACAUACAGACCCACAGUAGAAGUAAGUCAUGUACAUGCAUGCAUCAGUCAUGCAGUAUCACUGGAGCCCAAAUAUACCCUGUCCUUUCUUGCAAACACACACAACCACACACGUGCGCACACACGCACAAAUGCACACACGCAAUCUCUCUCUCUCACACACACA
Larimichthys crocea (large yellow croaker) is the source of this 4385-nucleotide messenger RNA. RefSeq names its product phosphodiesterase 4A, cAMP-specific (gene pde4a). The coding region runs from base 1635 to 3905 and encodes 756 amino acids. Gene Ontology annotation, molecular function: 3',5'-cyclic-nucleotide phosphodiesterase activity. Gene Ontology annotation, biological process: signal transduction. The record is from RefSeq and is a predicted model, not a curated record. The transcript is spliced from 15 exons. Lineage: Eukaryota; Metazoa; Chordata; Actinopteri; Sciaenidae.